AGGGUUGUCACUCUGAAUAGGUUCCCCCGGAGCCGGCCUGUGGGAGGCGCGGCCGGGAGGAGGCUUAGGCCCGCGGGCCGGGAGCAGCAGGGGAGCGGCGGGCGUGCCGCGAAAGGGGAACGGAGGCCCCUGACUCGGCACGGGCUGCAGCGCGAGCGGGGCAGCUGUGCCCCGCGCGGUCUCUCCAUGGCGGGGAGUGGCCCGCGGCGGCGGCGGCGCUGACCGGCCAGGGCUGGGCGGGCGUGCCCUGGCGGGGGCCUGGGGCCAAAGAAAGAUGAGCGCUCUCCUCGAGCAGAAGGAGCAGCAGGAGAGGCUGCGGGAGGCCGCGGCCUUGGGGGACAUUCGGGAGGUGCAGAAACUGGUGGAGAGCGGGGUGGAUGUGAACUCCCAAAAUGAGGUCAACGGCUGGACCUGUUUACAUUGGGCGUGUAAGCGCAAUCACGGUCAGGUGGUCUCUUACUUACUAAAAUCAGGAGCUGACAAAGAGAUUCUUACCACAAAGGGAGAAAUGCCCGUCCAAUUAACAUCAAGAAGAGAAAUUAGGAAAAUUAUGGGAGUGGAAGAUGAUGAUGGUGACAGCGAUGACCGCCCCCAGCUGAAGAAGGAGUCAGAACUGCCCUUUGUUCCCAACUAUUUGGCCAACCCAGCCUUCCCUUUUAUCUAUACACCUGCAUCAGAGGAUUCAGCCCAGCUGCAGAAUGGGGGCCCCUCCACACCUCCUGCGUCACCCCCUGCAGAUGGCUCGCCUCCGUUGCUGCCCCCUGGGGAACCUCCCCUGCUUGGGCCCUUUCCACGGGACCGCACCUCUUUGGCACUGGUUCAGAACGGGGAUGUGUCUGCCCCCUCUGCCAUACUUAGAACACCAGAAAGCACAAAACCGGGGCCUGUUUGUCAGCCACCAGUGAGUCAGACUCGAUCCCUGUUCUCUACUGUCCCGUCCAAGCCACCAAUGUCUCUGGAGCCUCAAAAUGGGACAUAUGCAGGACCAGCGCCAGCAUUCCAGCCAUUUUUCUUCACUGGAGCAUUUCCAUUUAAUAUGCAAGAGCUGGUACUCAAGGUGAGGAUUCAGAACCCAUCUCUUAGAGAAAAUGAUUUCAUUGAAAUUGAACUGGACCGACAGGAGCUCACCUACCAAGAGCUGCUCAGAGUGAGUUGCUGUGAGCUGGGUGUUAAUCCUGAUCAAGUGGAGAAGAUCAGAAAGUUACCCAAUACUCUGGUAAGAAAGGACAAAGAUGUUGCUCGACUCCAAGAUUUUCAAGAGCUGGAACUGGUUUUAAUGAUAAGUGAAAAUAAUUUUCUGUUCAGAAAUGCUGCAUCCACACUGACUGAAAGGCCUUGCUACAAUAGGAGAGCUUCGAAACUGACUUACUAAUGCAGCGGAACUUUUAUUACUGAGUAUUGUGACAGGGUGCGCCACCUCCGGGCCAAGGACAAGCCAUUGAUCUGCGCCUUGGAUGCCCGAGGAGGGCCCUGAUGCCACUUCGUAGUACACACUAACAUCGUUCUGCCAAGGUAGGAAGCCCCUGACCCCAAGCAGCGGUGCCACUCUUCCAAGCCUCUUGGUGCACAACAAACCUAUUGCUUGAAGCUGUGAACAGCUGAGAAGUGGCCUGGAGAGGCAGAAGCCGACGGUUCUGUACUUCGCGUGUUUUCUGUGUAUGUGAGAGAGUUGUCUAGGCAGAGGCUGAGAGAGCAGAGCCUGCUUCCGGCCUGUUGACAGCGCUCCUGAAGGGCCGGGCCGCGCUUCCCGCGGUGUUGCAGGCUCACGACUCUCCCGAAAUGUGAACUGACUAGAGAGGACAACGGGAAAGCACAGGUGCCGGACACAGGAAUUUUGGUGUGACUUGUGGCUGUGAGGUUUCACAUAGCAUAUUUAUAAAUGUUACUCAGGUUAAAAGCAUUUAAGAAUACAGUUACCUAAUGUAAAUACGCUGUUAACCAAAAGAGCCUCCCCGCCCCCCACCUUUUCCAUUGUAACCACUCAUGACUUCCGUCUCUAGCCAUUGCUUGUAGUCAUCUCUGCAUUAACUCCCCAUCAUGGUCACUAGAGGGCUCUCUGACGCUUUCUAAAAGAGCAGCGGCUAUUUUUUUUUUCUUUUUUUAAACUGCAGCAAUUCUGUCUUCGCAUUUCUGUUUAAUUUCACGGAAAGAGACGAGCACAAACAUUGCUGGUCCAUGUUCUCCACUUUCAUUUUCCACUAGAAAUGAAAAGCAAUUUUCCAGACAGAAUCUGUUGCUAUUUUAAAGGUUAUUGUGGGAAACUGAACUAAAGGAGUUAGCAUCUUUAUUUUUGUAUCAAAGAUAAAGAUUAUUUUGAAAUUAUUAAGAUUUUUACACAACUCUGAAGUCUGUUGCUUUUGUAAACAAGUUGUUUAAUCUUAGGGAUCCCCCACAACCACCACUAACCUACUUAACAAAGUCAAUGUAAGUCUACCAGGCUUUGUUCUGGAAACAAACACCUGAUUAAACUCCUGAGCAUGGCAUAAGAAUUUUUGUAAAAAAUGCAUUUAAGGGUUCUUUUCCCUCCCUUCACUGUCAUUAAUGUUAAAAAGAAAAGCCACUGUCUUGUUGAACUAAAUAGCUUAACUUUAGAAAUAAGAAUGAGCACACUUAGAUAAACAGGAGAGCAGGGUUUUGGAGCCAGCUGUUGAAGAGCAUCCCUGCUGUCUUAAGAAGCUUUCUCCCCACCGUGCCUAUAGUUUCCAAAGAAACUGAACUUCCUAACUGGGUUAAUUUUAUUGGAACACUGCGACUGAGAGAGAAGGUGCAGAAGAUGUCAGUGGAGGAGAGUGUCAUGCUAAGAUAAUGGCCUCCUGCUGCUGCCUGAAUGCUGAGCUGAGGUUGAGGUGUUUUCAAGGCCAACUUUGUGACGUGGAGUCACUCUGUUCAGUGACUUAAUUGUAAACCACUAAUUACUGAUGGUGAGUUACUCACUUUGUGCAGUGUUUGUCUAGCAGAGUAAAAGGUUACUUACUACUCCCUUUCUCUGAAAUACUUUAAAGAAGAAACUUCCUUUGUGUUUCAACCAGGCAGAAGCUAGAAAUACUAACCUUUUUUUCCCCUAUACCUUUGAAAAAAGUUACAAUUUACUGAUACAAUUAAGGCUAGUUUUAUCUUGGAACAAAUAAAUUCAGUAUUAAUUCAAGUGUCUAAAUCACCGGGGUUAGUUAGUACUCUUCCAGCCCUCCAGAUCAAUUAGAGACUCUCAGAAGCAGUGGAGGUCCCUGGCUAGGCGGUGGCCUACAGAGGCGUAGCUGCGGGGCGUUUCCUGGCUGAGGAUGGAGGCUGAGGAGGUCACUGAGCGACGGGCCCUGCACUGCGUCUCUCUUAUAGAGUCCUCUUGGUCAGCUGACUCUGAGGAUGGCAGUGGGAUUAGACUGCACAGUUGCUGGUAGGUGAGUUUAAAGUCUUAAUCUAUGCAUUCAGAGAAAUAUUUUUAUAUGUUUUGUGUAAUUUAUAACAAGGAUUUUUUUUUAGCUUUGUUAAUUGUGAAUUUGCCCCGCCUCCUCUACUGCAUAUGCAAAGCAUGUGUUCACACUGUGUGUAAAUAUUCACUUUGUGCACUGCUGACUGUUCAAGCAUAAUAAGUAUUAUUCAAAUUAAAUAUUAACUGACUAAGCCCCUA
Molecule: messenger RNA, 3625 nt
Organism: Bubalus bubalis (water buffalo)
Lineage: Eukaryota; Metazoa; Chordata; Mammalia; Artiodactyla; Bovidae
Gene: ANKRD40
Product: ankyrin repeat domain 40
Exons: 5
Coding region: 275-1372 (365 amino acids)
Molecular function (GO): protein binding
Source: RefSeq, a predicted model, not a curated record